UGUAUAGAAGAAGGAAUGGGAGGCAGACGACGGAGAAGAAGAGGAAAUGACGCAGUUUGUGUGGAUGUGGGAUCUCCGGUGAUGGAUGAAAUCGGUUCUCCGGUGGGUCCGCGGUCCAGCGCCUCGGUUCUGUCCUCCGUCCGAACCGACACCAUCGAAUCUCUUACAGACCUGGAAGACCUGGAGCGGGUUUAUGCUCAGCUCUGUGCUGAAGAGGUGGAGGUGCAGAAGGAGUUGCAGGUUCUUUCUGGACAACAGAGCAGCAUUGAAACUAAGAUGCUCGCUCUACAGAGGAUCGGGCCCAACCUGCAGCUGAUUGAAGGAGAUGCCACACAGUUAUCCGGGAUGAUCAACUUCACCUGCAGCCUGGCAGAGAACGUCAGCAGUAAAGUCAGACAGUUGGACCUCACUAAGAAAAGGCUGUACCAGGCGAUCCAGCGCGCUGACGAUAUUCUGGAUUUAAAGUUCUGCACAGACGGCGUUCAGACGGCUCUCCGCAAUCAGGACUACGAACAGGCCGCCGCCCACAUCCACCGCUACCUGUCUCUCGACCAAUCGGUGAUCGAGCUGAGCAGGCAGGGUGGAGAGAGCACCGCAGUCGAUGCCAGUCUCGCUUUACUGCAGGAGGCGGAGCUUAGUUUGAAAGCUCUGGUUACUAAGCGACUAGAGGAAGCGGUCGCCACGGGCGACCUGCCUCAGGUUGAACGCUUCUUUAAAAUCCUCCCUCUGCUGGGCCUUCAUGAGCAGGGACUCGCACAGUUUGCUCAGUACCUCUGCAGUCAGUUGGCGAGUAAAGCAGAGGAGAACCUGCUCCUGGCUGUAGGAUCUGACGUCAGUGACCGUCGUGCGCCGAUGAUCUUCGCUGACACACUCACACUACUGUUGGAGGGUAUAGCUCGGAUCGUGGAGACGCACCAGCCCAUAGUGGAGACGUACUACGGCCCGGGAAGACUCUACACACUCCUCACGCACCUUCAGAAAGAGUGUGACACACUGGCGCAGAAAGUGGUGGAGAAGUUCAUCCAGCAGAGAGGCUAUCACAACAAAUUCCAGGUUGUUCAGAGCAGCAUGAUGAGGGGCACGUCUACGGACAAGAUCGAGCCGAGAGAGCUUGACCCCGUGUUAUGUGAGGUCACCCUGAUGAACUCGAGAGCUGAACUGUACCUGCGCUUCCUGAAGCGCCGCAUUACGGCAGAUUUUGAAGUCGCAGACGCAACCGCAGCAGAGUCCGUAAUCCGAGAGCAUCAGCAGUGUUUAGAGCGAUUGCUGAAGGAUUGCCAACUCAGUUGCAUCAUGCAGGAGCUGAUUGGUUACUACAUCCCCAUGGAGGAGUACUACAUGAGAGAGACUGUGAAUAAGGCGGUCGCUAUGGAUGCAGCUGAGGCGGGGCAGCUGAACUCCAGUAUGGUGGACGACGUGUUUUAUAUCGUGAAGAAGUGCAUCAGUCGAGCGCUGACCAGCGGCACCUCGGACUGCGUGUGUGCGAUGAUUAAUCACGCCAUCAGCGUACUCGAGACGGAUUUCAGGGAGGUGCUGGUGACAAAACUGAGAGCCGGUUAUCCAGCCAGCACUCUGCAGGAUCUACAUCGUGGUGUCACCAGCGCUGUGAGUCUGAUGCAGAGCAGCUUACAGCAGGGAAAAAUCCAAUCUCUAGGCAUCGAGAGUCAGGAACAAGCCAAGACCGCUUAUCUGGUGACUCUGAAUAACGUGCAGGUCUGCAGCGAGAACAUCAGCACUCUGAAAAAGAACCUGGAGAGUGAUUGUGCCAAGUUGUUCAGUCAGGUAGCCGGUUCAGAACAAGCUCAGGCGAAGAUAGACAGCUGUCUGUCCGACUUGGUGAACACAUCAAGCAAGCUCAAGGAUCUCCUCCAGGAGGGUCUUCAGGAGCUUAAUAACACAGCUAUCAGACCACAGGUGAAACCGUGGAUCAGCAGCUUCCUGUCUAUUUCACACAACAUCGAAGAGGAGGAGUUUAGCGAAUACGAGGCGAACGAUCCGUGGGUUCAGCAGCUGGUUGUGCAGCUAGAGCAGCUCAUGGCUGAGUUUAAGGCCGGCUUGUCUCCCGUCAUCUACGACAUGCUAACCAGCCUGAUGACCAGCCUGAUUGCCAUGGAGCUGGAGAAGACCGUCUUUAAAUGCAGCUUCAGCAGGUUGGGCGGUCUGCAGUUUGAUAAGGAGUUGCGUUCGUUGGUCGCUUAUCUCUCCUCUGUCACCUCGUGGACAAUUCGUGAUAAAUUUGCUCGCCUCACUCAGAUUGCAACGAUCCUCAAUCUGGAGAGGGUGUCAGAGAUCCUGGAUUAUUGGGGCCCGAACUCGGGGCCACUGACAUGGCGUCUGACUCCAGCUGAGGUUCGACAGGUCCUGGCGCUCAGAGUGGACUUUCGCAGCGAGGACAUCAAAAGACUCCGCCUUUAAAACAGCACUAAAACUUACUGGAUCAUUUUUAGUUAUUUAUGACUGUAAUUAAAAAAAAUGGGUGAAUUGAGUAGGGGUUUUUUUGUUUGUAUUAUAGCUUGAUAAUAAAUGUUACAUUCAUUUAAAAGA
This is a messenger RNA of Tachysurus vachellii, 2544 nucleotides long. RefSeq names its product component of oligomeric golgi complex 4 (gene cog4). Lineage: Eukaryota; Metazoa; Chordata; Actinopteri; Siluriformes; Bagridae. The record is from RefSeq and is a predicted model, not a curated record.